AAACUACUGGAUUGCCAGAAUCAGUCAGUCAUUAGAUUAGAGCUGAUGGGAAACAGCUUUGCGAGUAAGUAGACUUGAUAAAUUGUAGUUGAACAAGGCUGUGUGUGGAAGAGAGAAAUGUACGUGUAUUUCAUCAGCUCAUCAGACAGAUAGGGUGCCUGGGAGACAGUGUUACAUUGUAAACAGGACCGUAUGACAUGAUGACAGCUAGACUGAUUUGAAAUGUCUUCACCACUCUUGCUGAUUCACAGCCAAUCCGGUUCGGUUAUUUAUUUGUGGUGAAACUUUAUAUUAGGAGGAGUUAUUUUUUUCUUUCCGAACUUCAGAGGAAGAAGGCAGGCCAAGCCUUCCCUCUGCUCCAACUACAGAGAAAGUCACACCAUCAGCCUCCCUCUUUCUGUGCACGGACCACCCUCCACUGUUCUCCUAGUGGACGGUGUUUGCCCAUACCGUAGCAGGCCUUCAUUCUAAAUGAGAGCAAAGACAGACAGAGAGUGAGAGGAGGAGAAUGGAGAACAUGAACCUGCGUAUGAAUCAAAACUGAGACACCAAGGCUGGGUAUAAUACCUGCAAUUUCUGGACUGAACUCAUUGACACAGAUCUUAAGCUACUUGGUGGUAAAGAGAGAAGGAACCAUGGGGUCUGGAUCAUGGAGCGUAUUUAUUCUGGUUGGUCUGUCGUUUUGCGGCAGCAGCCAAGCCCUCACAAAGAGCCCCAUCCUGUCCCGGAUACGAAGGGCUCCAGAGGCCAAUGGGGAAAGCAAGAAGUGCUCCUACACCUUCCUGGUUCCUGAGCAGAAGAUCACAGGACCCAUAUGUGCCGCCCGCGGUUACUCUACCGACAAGGAUCGAGUGACACGCCUGGAUGUGGCUGGAGUGCGGGACGUCCUGUCGAAGCAGCGUAGGGAGACGGAAACUUUGAAGCUGGUGGUGGAUGUGGACGGCAACUUGGUGAAUGAAAUGAAGCUGUUGAGGAAAGAGAGCAGGAACAUGAACUCCAGAGUGACCCAGCUGUACAUGCAGCUGCUUCACGAGAUCAUCAGGAAGAGGGACAACUCGCUGGAGCUGGCGCAGCUGGAGACUCGCAUCCUCAAUGCCACCUCAGAGUCACUGCGCCUGGCAUCCCGGUACAAAGAGCUGGAGUCCAAAUACGCAGCCCUGUCUGCUGUAGUGAACAACCAGUCAGUGCUGAUUGGGGCACUUGAGGAGCAAUGCAUGCAGGUGUACAGCCGCAGGCAUGACCAGACACCCUUGGGACCUCCACUUGUGCAGGUGGUACCUGAGAACAUUCCUGUUAGUGUGCCACGUUUCACCAAUGAGAUCCAGAGGGACAACAACCGAGGCUUUGCCCGAGAAAGGGGCUCUCGCUCUGGGCCGUCACCCACGGGCGGCACCCUGGAAGUUCAGAAACCUCCACCUAGAAACUUCAGUGCUGAAGGUCCUUUCAGAGACUGUCUCGACGCGCAGGAAGCUGGCCACAGCACCAGCGGCAUGUACCUGAUCAGACCAGACGAAGCAGAAAGGCCAGUGCAGGCUUGGUGUGAACAGGACAUCGACAACGGCGGCUGGACCGUUAUCCAGAGCAGGCGAGACGGCUCCAUUAACUUCUUCAGGAACUGGGAUAGCUACAAGAGCGGCUUUGGCAAUAUAGACGGGGAAUACUGGCUCGGCCUGGAGGGCAUCUACAACCUGGGGAGGCAGGGGGACUACAAGCUGCUUGUGGAGCUGGAGGACUGGAUGGACAAGAAGGUGUACGCUCAGUACAGCAGCUUCCAUCUAGAGCCUGAGAGCGAGGGAUACCGUCUGCGACUGGGCACCUACCAGGGCAACGCCGGGGACUCCAUGAGCAGCGACAACGGCAAACAGUUCACUACUCUGGAUCGAGACAAGGACGCCUACUCAGGUAACUGUGCCCAUUUCCAUAAAGGAGGCUGGUGGUACAACGCUUGCGGUCAAGCCAACCUGAACGGUGUCUGGUACACCGGAGGCGUUUACCGCAGCAAAUUCCAAGAUGGGAUUUUCUGGGCCGACUAUGGUGGAGGCUUCUACUCUAUGAAGGCUGUCCGUAUGCUGAUCAGGCCCAUAGACUGAGGAGAUAUUUGAAGCAAGGCUGAACCAGUGGCAACUGUGGAGGCCAGGGAGAAACAUUGUGACUGGAUAAGUCAUCAGCAACUGGUUCAUCCUAGAUAAAAGAACUUCCCCAACCAAUGGAGACAACCAAUCAUCAGUAGUGACUUGAACUGCCUUCUGUAACAGACAUGGACUGUUCACUUUAUAUGGUAAUAGAUGCACAAAAAGAGGGAUUUAGGGGGCAUUCCUAUUUAUAGUAAGCCAUAAUGCUACUUUUAUCAAUAAAUAUGUUGGUGCAGGCAAAUUAAGUAUAAUUUCAGAAGAUGUUCUGAAAUUAACAUCUUCUGAAUGUUAUUGCAUAUAUUAUUCCAAAUAAUGCAAUCUGUCUUAUCUGUUUAUGAGACUGCAGUGUUUUCCUCAUUACUGGGUCACCCCGUGGAGACGAGGUGCCACAUCCUUACAGAACCUUCAUAUUGUUUUCAUUCAUAAGUUUUAGCCUCACAGGAUCUAAAAGCAGCUUUUCCUACCUUGUCAAGAUAAACAUGUGGAGGGAACACUCAUACAUGGUAUAUAAGUUGUGCUAUAGUUGCUGGGAGCUGGAAAAUACAUCUUGUUAAUACAGAUAUUUAUACUCUGUAUCCACUUCCAAAUCUAAAAAAGGCCAGCGCCUUAAAUAGAUUGAGAAGGAAUGUGGUUUAAAUACAUCUUUUUAUAUACACCUGAUUACAAAAACAGCCUGGUUUAAUUUUUUUCUCCCUACACUUAAAACAACAUUAAUACUCUAUGUUAAACUACUUUGUCCAAGUGCAGAUGACCAGAAAUUAUAAUUUAUGUGUACAAUUAACUUAUCAUAACAGGGAAAAGGGCCAGGUGUCCUGAGGGAACAGUAAAUGAUCAUAUAGAGAAAAUAAGAAAUGUCCUCCUAACUGUAUAAAUGACAAUCAUUCCUAAAGUGAGCUUGCACGUAUGGAAAUUGCUGUUAUGUGUUUUUCUCAUUUGGCUGUUGAUGUAAUUUCAGUAUGAUUCUGGGGAAAAUGAUCAUUGUUGAUGAAAAAAAUGGAAUAGCGUUUUGUUGAUGAGUUGUUUUUGAGCAUGAAAAAUAUGCCAACCAAGCGUGUUGAAAGUUAGGCAAUGGGACAGACAACGAGAAACACAUUGCUGAAAACCAGACACGAUGAAAAAAGAAAAAGAGAGCAGGGAGGGGAUGAACUGGGAUGGAAUCAGUCCAAAUUUCCGAGUUAUAUUCCCCCACUCUUCCUUAUAAAUACAGAGACAUUUACAUUCUUUCCACACAAAAGUGCUUGAGUUGUAUGUUUUCGUAAAAUAUCUUUUAAAGUCAGUGGGCCUGCACUCUGUAAUCGCCGGUAUGGAAGGAAAGCGGCAUCCUUUUAGGGGAGCCAUCCCAGAGGAGAGGGGAGCUGGGGGUUUAUUUUCCUUUUUUUGAACAGUUGGGUCUGCUUUGAACAACGGAGCUGCAUUGCCUUUGGUGUCUCAGACAAAAAUAGAAACCUCAUAUUGUGA
Messenger RNA from Gymnodraco acuticeps, 3590 nucleotides. Its product is annotated as angiopoietin-related protein 1-like. The record is from RefSeq and is a predicted model, not a curated record. Bases 636 to 2090 code for a protein of 484 amino acids. The transcript has 5 exons. NCBI's taxonomy places the organism in Eukaryota, Metazoa, Chordata, Actinopteri, Perciformes, Bathydraconidae. Gene Ontology annotation, biological process: cell surface receptor protein tyrosine kinase signaling pathway.